AUGACAACCAGUGGUUGUGUGACAACCAUCAUGACCCCACAGAGAGAGCAGACUGCUGGGCUCAAGUUUUCACCCAGAGGCACCCGUUACAGAGAUGCAGACAGUCUGCAAAGCCAGGCUGGAUACACUUGUGUUCACACGGCCAAGCCACAGGGAGAAAAGAUGAUGAGAAAUGAAAAAGCAGCUGCAGGAGAGCCACAGUGUGGACAGAGGAUGAUUUUCACAGGUCCAGAUGGAAUCGGAGACUACAGGCCAAGAUCGAAUUAUUUUCCCCAGUACAUCGGUGUGGGCAACUCAUCACCUGAGGCUACGGGUGACCUCAGUUACCUGUGUCGGGCUGCACCAAACGCCGCCCCUCCUGUGCCAAGGCAGGGAUAUGUGGGGGAAGUGGGCUGGGGCUGGCAGUACAACCAGCUGUUGAACAGUGGGACACUGCACAGCAAUAUGCAAAUUAAGAAAACUGAAUUCCGGGAAGCGCUGGAGGACAAAGUGACUCAAAGGUUUCAGAGCUAA
This is a messenger RNA of Cheilinus undulatus (humphead wrasse), 513 nucleotides long. RefSeq lists its product as uncharacterized. Lineage: Eukaryota; Metazoa; Chordata; Actinopteri; Labriformes; Labridae. The transcript has 3 exons. Bases 1 to 513 code for a protein of 170 amino acids. The record is from RefSeq and is a predicted model, not a curated record.